This is a messenger RNA of Brassica napus (rape), 3978 nucleotides long. Its product is annotated as alpha carbonic anhydrase 4-like. Gene Ontology annotation, molecular function: carbonate dehydratase activity; zinc ion binding. The record is from RefSeq and is a predicted model, not a curated record. NCBI's taxonomy places the organism in Eukaryota, Viridiplantae, Streptophyta, Magnoliopsida, Brassicales, Brassicaceae. The coding region runs from base 592 to 1398 and encodes 268 amino acids. The transcript is spliced from 7 exons.
UCUAAAAUAUGUAAACAAUGAAAAAAAUAUAUUUUAAUGGUAUAGAGGGAGUAUUUGUUUUAUAUGGAGCUCUCUUGUGCUUGCGAAAGUCUAAAUCAUUCAGCACGACUUCUUCAUUUUGCUGGAAUCGCCAUUUAUGCUUAGGUAUAUUGUUUCAGCGACUUAAUAUAGUAAUAUAUCUGUAAAUUUAUAUAUAUAUAUAUAGUUUGGCAGUUAAAUCUGUUUUUUCCGCAUUGGAGCAAUGAGUUCUCUUAUGGACAGGAUUAAUUCUAUUAAUCCAGGUCAUUUUUAUUCUGUCACAAAAUGUUACACACUGAUUCACUGUCGAACCGAAAUUAGAAAACUCUAACCAAAUGGAUCCAAUGAAACUUCUCCACUAAGCAUUCAGUUUUUAUAUUUGUUUUUAACAAAUCACACCAAAUUAUUAACUAAUAAUCGCAGCAACUUCAACAGAAAUCAUAAACAAACCCCGCAAAGCAUCCUUUUAAGUAGUUCAUCUCUGAAGCCUUCAAUGUCAUAAAAACAUACUGAAGGACAUAACAAGCAGUAAGCAAAAGCAAAAUCUAAAAAGAAAAAAGAAGAAUAACACAAAUGGAUCCGAACACAAAAACAAUUAUGAUUUUCGCAUUGUUUUUUCUCUGUUUAUCUUUCCCCAGUAUUUCACUGGCUAACGAUGCUGAAGCCGACGAUGAAACACUAUUUACGUACGAACAAAAUCCAGAGAAGGGACCAGAGGGAUGGAGCAAAAUAAAUCCUCAUUGGAAAGUUUGUAACAAUGGAAAAUUACAAUCUCCGAUCGAUCUCACUAACGCAAGAGUCAGUCUUAUUCAUGAUGAAGCGUGGAGAAGAGAAUACAAACCAGCCCCGGCUGUUAUUAUGAACAGAGGACAUGACGUUAUGGUAUCGUGGAAAGGAGAUGCUGGAAAAAUAACGAUACGUCAAAUGGAGUUUAAAUUGGUGCAAUGUCAUUGGCAUUCACCGUCUGAGCAUACUGUUAACGGAACUCGUUACGACCUGGAGCUUCACAUGGUUCACACGAGUGCUCGAGGCAGAAUCGCAGUGAUUGGAGUUCUUUAUAAACUGGGCAAACCUAAUGAAUUCCUCACAAGGUUACUCGAUGGAUUAAAAACAGUGGGAAAAGAAGAGAAGGAUCUAGGGAUUGUGGAUCCAAGAACCAUUAGAUUUCAAACCAAGAAGUUCUAUAGAUACAUUGGCUCUCUCACUGUUCCUCCAUGCACUGAAGGUGUUAUUUGGACCGUCGUCAAAAGGGUGAAUACAAUAUCAGUGGAGCAAAUUGCAGCUUUGAGGAACGCCGUUGACGAUGGAUAUGAGACAAAUUCAAGACCGGUUCAAGACACAAAUGGAAGACCGGUUUGGUUCUUUGAUCCAAAUGUUUGAAUUAUUGUAUUAAACUUUUUGUAAUUUCCAGAUUAUUCGAGUUUGAAUAAAAGCUAUCAAUAGAUUGGGUCGAUGCAUUGGAACUGGGCUUUUUUCAAAAUGUAAAAUCGCAAACAUGAAAAACACAAAAUACUGAAAAUUAUGCAGAUUUUAAUCAUUCACUCAUAUAUUACCAAGUGUUUGAGCCAGACUCGUCCAAAAGGGUAUAUUAGGAAGAUAUCAUUCAUAUAAUUAACACUUAACGAAUGAAAAAGCUGAUAGAUCUACAUAUUUUGUUUUCAAGUGUUUUGUCUCUUUAUGUAUUGCUCUGUUUUCAUUUUAUUCUCUGUUUCUAAGCUACGCUUCUUCUCUUAUAUAGUUAUAUGUGAAGAUGCAAUCGUAUAUAUCUAUGGCAACUUCUUGAAUUUUUUAAACGGCAGUUAUGUUCAAAAUAUCAGUUUAUAUUUCUUCUAUCAGUCUCGGCUUCGACCAACAUAUUCGUUGUCGAUGAAUGUUACAAAAAAUAAUAGACGCUGUGACUGGGGUUCGGCAGUACUCCGAUAAAUUUAUCUUAUUUUCCACAAUAAUGUUAAUGCCUUUUAUUCGAGCUUACUUGUGAAGUAAUGCUUAUCACAGGCUAGGCCGCUAAUAAUGGUUCUGAGUCUUUUGACCGUUAACUUCUCGUUUGAGCUAUCAGUUCAGGAACCAUCUCAAUUAAAUUUUAUUUAAAAAAUACACUCUGUCUUGAUAUUUUCACCUGAUUCUGAUGGCUCUGUUCAUCUUCAACAAUCUUGAGUUAAUGCAUGACUCUACUUGUCUGCCUUUUGGAUCAUCGUUAUCCCUUCUGAUAACUGACUGGGUCUAAAUUGUAAUGGGUUGCUUUCUAUUUGUUCAGAACUGAAUCCUUUCAAUUUCUAUCUUGAUCUCUCUUCGAUUCAAAUAUAUUAAAAACAAAGUAUUUUCAUCCGGUUCACGGCAUCAGCAAACUGCUACAUUCAGUUAGGAUCUUACGAAUCUUAACUUGGAUUGAUGAUAUCAGAAAACACCUUCGGCAAGUUUCUACACAAGAUUUCUCACUUCCAAUUACACUCAUUUGGUUUUACAAAGAAAAUCAAAGAAGAAUAUAGUAAGAGCUAAACCUAUAAGGAGUUAAGGACUUCGUCUCUCUAGGUUAUCUUUCUAAGAGAUGUCAUUGUAGCAUGCUCUAAGCAACUUAAGAGGACAAAAAAUAUAGUCUUCCAUUUUAUAAAAUGAGACUCACAAAACCUUAAAAAUCUUGUAUGUUGGACUGUAUUUUAAUUUGUAGUUCAAGAUAGAGUUGGUUGAAGUCUAAUCUUUAAAUCAUUUGCAUCUUUCUCUUGGGCCUAUGAAAUGAAACUAUUAUGAAUGUAUAACAUUUUGAUCUACAAAUAUUGCUUUAUUGAGUCUCUUGUCUUCUUGAUAUUGGGUAUUGCUAUGUAUUCUCACAAGAUGUAUCCAAAUAUGAAAAAGACCCAAAAUAUAUGAUGCACCAAUGAAACACAUGCGCGAACGCACAUGCUCAAACACAUUGUCUUUUCCCUCUUAAUAAACCACUAAAAAUCUAUACUAUUAAAAGAGAAGGGAAGAAGUCCCAAAAAAUCUACCUAUAAAAAGUUACUGCACCUUUUCAUUUAACUCAUUAUUUUUUUAUCUUACCUUAAUUUUUUUUAGUUCAUACGAUAUUAUCAAUAAAUAUGGUUACCGAAACAGAGGGAAUCAAAUAGUGGGAACUCAGCCCCUCAUGUACAUUCCUUUUUCCCGUCCAUAUAUAUACCAUUUAAUUAUUUAUUGUUUAUACUUUUUGAUUAAAACGAAGUACAUACUAAGAUUAAGUAAACUAUACAUGUCUGACAAAAAGUACUAUAUAUAUAAUCUUUUCAUGGACCGUGUAAUAAUAUAAUCAUCCAAUUGAAAACAUAGUUAAAAAUCUUAUUUUAAAUGAAUUCUAUUAUUACUUUUCAUUUUAAUGUUAUACAUUAUAUUUUAUGCUUAUCAUCUACAAUAUUCAGAUAUUAAUUAUUAAAAUGAGUUAGCAUAUAUCAUUAAGCAUAUUGUAUCAUGUCAUCUUACAUUAUAUAGUUUUAAAUAUUUACAAAAUCAAAUUUGAUAAAAACAUUUUUGUGAAUCGUAUGUUAAAACAAAAUUAUAUAUAUUACCUUAACUUAAUUUUUAUAGAAAUUACUAUAAUAAAAAUUAUAAACUUUUGUCUGAAAUACUAAUUCAUAUCCAACUUUAUUUAUAACCCAAACAAAACCCGUACUUUUGUCUGAAUACCCGAAAUAUAUUUUUAGCAGUUUGAAAUUUUACCUGAAAACUGAAAGUAUAACUGUAAACUCAAACCCAAAACAAAAAAGAAUAUUCGUAAUACCGAAAACAUAUAUAAAACACCCAAAUAUACAUAACAUACACAAAAUAUUUUAUAUGAUAUGGAUAUUCGGUCGGAUCUUGGGUAGGUAUGUACUGAACCAAGAUCCUCAAAAACAAAUAUCCACCACGUAUUCCCCGGAUCCGAUAUUUUUUUUGUAUUUGAGUAAUUAGUGAAUUAAUUUAUUUGAGAUUUUGAAUAAAUGUCUAAGCUUG